AUGGAGAUCAGCUUAAUAACGCUGGCCCUUGUGGUCGGCUUGUUUGUGGCGGCUUACCGGUACUAUACGAAAAAUUACUUCUACUUUGCGGACAAACCAAUCCCGUUCCUAAAGCCAUCGUUCCCGUUUGGCAAUGCUGGCCCGAUUAUUAUGAAGAAAGUGACAUUGUUUGAGCACUUCAAAAAUCUAUACAAUGCGUUCCCCAAUGGAAGAAUACACGGUAUAUUCAAUUUGCGUCAGCCGGCAUAUGUUGUUCGUGAUCCAGACCUGGUGAAACAAAUCACAGUGAAGGAUUUUGAUUACUUUGUCGACCAUGUUCCUACCGGAUUGGAGCAAACAGAGGAGAACACUAGCCACCUGCUUCUGAGCAAUUCGCUUGUGGCGCUGCGUGGACAAAAGUGGCGUGACAUGAGAGCGACACUCAGCCCGGCCUUUACCGGCAGCAAGAUGCGGCUGAUGUUCGCAUUGAUUGCCGAAUGUGGCCAAACGAUGGUCGCACAUUUCCGGUCGGAAGAACAGAAGGCUCGGUCAGCUGGUGGUGCCGGUUUGCAGCUAGAGAUGAAAGACGUGAUGACGCGCUUCGCCAACGAUGUCAUCGGAACGGCGGCUUUCGGAAUAAAGGUGGAUUCGUUCCGCGAUCCAACCAAUGAGUUCAUCACCGUGGCCCGGUCGGUCACUAAUCAAAUAUCGUUUGUUAAAGCGUUAAAAAUGAUAGGCUAUACCAUCGCUCCAAAACUUAUGAUGCGGUGGGACAUUGACUUUCUUACUCCGGAAGAGAAGCGGUUCUUCCGCGACACGAUACUGGAGACGAUGCGAAUACGCGAGGAGAAGGGUAUCUUCCGGCCGGACAUGAUCGAGCUUUUGAUGCAAGCGAAGAAGGGUAGUCUGAAGCAUCAGCAGACAGUAGAACCAAAGCAGGAGACGACAACGGCCGAAGGAUUUGCCACUGUUGAGGAGUCACACGUUGGGCGACGUGCUCAUGACCGUGUCUGGACCGACACGGAGUUGAUCGCGCAAGCGUUUAUAUUCUUCUUUGCCGGUUUCGAAACCAUCUCCUGGACGUUGUCGUUUGCGCUGUACGAGCUGGCAGUUAACGACGAUAUCCAGGCACGGUUGUUUGAGGAAGUGCGCGAAUCGGAACAGUCGCUUGAGGAAGGAAAAACGCUUAGCUACGAAAAGCUGCAGUCGUUACCGUAUCUUGACAUGGUUGUUUCGGAAACACUUCGCAAAUGGCCCAUUGCUAUGUUGCUAAAUCGGGAGUGUGUCCGGGACUAUCAAUACGAUGAUGGACAGGGUGUGAAGUUUACCAUGGAGAAGGGAGCGCAUAUCUACAUACCCAUCGUUGGUAUGCAUUUUGACGCGAAAUAUUUCCCCGAUCCGGAACGUUUCGACCCAGAACGGUUCAAUGAGGAAAACAAGAAAACGAUUCAAACUGGCACGUACCUACCGUUUGGUGCAGGACCACGUAAUUGUAUUGGUUCCCGAUUUGCCCUGAUGGAGGCGAAGGUGGUCCUCUACUAUCUGUUGCUUCAUUUCCACGUAAAACCGUACGCCAAAACGCAGAUUCCAUUAAAAUUGAAAAAAUCAUCCACACAGUUACAAACUGAGCACGGGGUUUGGUUGGAGUUCCAGUCGAGAAGCAGUUAA
Messenger RNA from Anopheles marshallii, 1647 nucleotides. Its product is annotated as cytochrome P450 9e2-like. The record is from RefSeq and is a predicted model, not a curated record. NCBI's taxonomy places the organism in Eukaryota, Metazoa, Arthropoda, Insecta, Diptera, Culicidae. The coding region runs from base 1 to 1647 and encodes 548 amino acids. The transcript has 3 exons. Gene Ontology annotation, molecular function: monooxygenase activity; heme binding; iron ion binding.